UUUCUUCAGAGAGCAAUCAACGAAAUGCCGAAAUUAAACAAGAAAUAUCUGGCAUUGGGAGUACUUGUACUGCAAACAACCGUACUUGUUCUUACACUCCGGUACUCACGGAAAGGUCACGAGAAGGAUGUGAAGUAUCUGUCUUCCACAGCCGUUGCCAUCACAGAGGUGAUAAAGAUGUUAAUAUCUUUGGCAGUCGUAUUUGGGCAGAAUGAUUAUUCAGUGUCUAACUUUAGAAAACAGCUGAACAGAGAAGUGAAGUUCUGGGACACAAUGCGGUUAAUUAUCCCGGCUGGGCUCUACACUGUGCAAAAUAACCUUCUGUUUCUCGCGCUCACCUAUUUGGAUGCAGCCACGUAUCAGGUUACAUAUCAACUAAAGAUAUUGACGACGGCCAUGUUUUCAGUCUUCAUGCUGGGAAAGUCCCUCAACAGGCUCAAGUGGUUAGCCUUAUUGGUGCUAAUGGCUGGUGUUACUCUUGUGCAGUGGCCCACUGAUGCUCCCGCCAACGCAGCCACAACGACUCAUGCAACCGCUUCUACUAGACUGGUUGGCUUAGUAGCCGUCCUUAUCGCCUGCUUCUCAUCAGGCUUUGCUGGUGUCUAUUUUGAGAAGUUGUUGAAAAAGUCCACGCAGUCUAUCUGGAUCAGGAACAUUCAGCUGGCAUUGUUUGGCAUCAUAUUUGGUUUUGGAGGCGUGUUCAUCUAUGACUAUCAACCCAUCCAGCAGAACGGCUUCUUCCAGGGUUACAACAGAGUAACAUGGAUCGUCAUACUAUUGCAGGCUUUUGGUGGUCUGGUGGUGGCAGCGGUCGUAAAAUAUGCAGACAAUAUCUUGAAGGGCUUUGCAACGUCAAUAUCCAUCAUAUUUUCAACUCUUGCAUCGUAUUUUCUUCUGGGAGAUUUUGAGCCUGCAGGCCUGUUCUUCGUGGGAGCACCCCUUGUUAUUACUGCAACAUUCAUGUAUGGCUACACACCUAGUCCAAUCAAGGUGGCUGACACGUCAAGAUUGUCAAUAAAAUCGAGCUGUCUAUCGGAGUGUGUAUCUGUCGCUUGGUUCGUUGGCUGACCACCCGCCUGCCAGUAACAAAACAGAUGAUUCUGAAACUAUGGCACUGGAGUCUUGGCAGCUGUGUGUCACAAGAAAACGCGCAAUGUCUUUCAUGGAGUAAACAUCGUUAUUAUCAGUAUAACAUGGACCGUCGAUGUGUGUGCAUAACGUGAACUGCUUCAACCGUUGCAAUUUCUGCAGUUUCUAUAUUUAAAAAAAGAUCGACUGAUAAUUGGAAUGUUGCAAUGAAGCUUUUAAGUAGAGAAUCAUUAUGUUCUGUAUAGCCGGUUGAUAGCAGCUCUGGGAUUUCAUAGAGCUCUGUAAAAGUACACGCAUGUCAUUUAAAUAUUUAAAUACUAGCACUUGCAAGGCUGAUUGAGUGUCCGUGUGUUCACAAAUCGACGAGUACCACCUAUUGAAGCCAUAGAACUGAUAGAUUUAGCCUCAGAAAUAUCGGAGGUUCUCUCGCUGCAUUUAUUGCUGGUUGUGAUCUAUGCACAUUAUAUUGAAAAUUAUAAAUAACCUUGUAUGCAUGUAUAGCAGUGGAGGGUUUUGUUAGCACCCAAAAAUUUAGUGUGCUGGACUUUGUUCACACGGUAGUUAUUCAUGGCAUUCAGGGCAAUAUUUACGAUUGCUAAUACUAAGGUGAGGUUUUUUACUAUGCACAAAAACACAUUUAAUCCGAGCCGCACUUUUUCGCCAGUCUAGUCGCAUGUACGCUAUACAUUUAAAAAAAAUAGUUUGUGCACAAAGUCGGUUGUUUUGCUAUCGUUAUCAAAUGAGGUAAGUUAUAAUAAGCUAUUUUUAUGCCAUUCCGUUCAUGCGUUGUUACUGUGCUGCUGCAUUAUUGCGCGAGUGCUACUGUUGAUUCUCAUUUAUUGAAUUAUUCUCGCUUAUUGAAACUUGAAAUGUGUCCAAGUCUCUUUUAUAGACGUGUCUUCUAUGAUCGCCAGCUAAUACCAGACGAUUAUUUAUCAUUAAUGUUGUAAUCAUAGUUAAUAAUAAAUACAUAUUUGAACUGCUACCACUAGCUAGUGGACAUAGCUGAUUCACUCUUGGCAUUAAUGACUCCUCGGUACUCAUGGUCGCUUUUUUAUUGCAUUAUUCGUCUCUUAUUUGCGUUAGAUGGUACACUUUGUUCCACGUUGUGAAAGAGAAGUAUGGUAUGUUGCAAUAUAAAACUGACAGAAGAACGUGUGUAAAAUGUUCUAGCUGUGAUAUUUUAAUCGGCACUUUACUCUGUUGGUCUCCACACUGGAGGUCAGUUGCUGUUAUAAAGCAUAAAUAUAGGUGAUUUAAUGCAAUGCUAUUAGUCAGCCAAUUUCUCUACACCUUGCUGCGCAUUUUGUUGCAAUGUUCAUAAUAAAGACUGCGAACCUAUCAAUCUCA
Messenger RNA from Priapulus caudatus, 2439 nucleotides. RefSeq names its product UDP-N-acetylglucosamine transporter-like. Gene Ontology annotation, molecular function: UDP-galactose transmembrane transporter activity. The record is from RefSeq and is a predicted model, not a curated record. NCBI's taxonomy places the organism in Eukaryota, Metazoa, Priapulida, Priapulimorpha, Priapulimorphida, Priapulidae. Bases 25 to 1068 code for a protein of 347 amino acids. The transcript is spliced from 9 exons. Gene Ontology annotation, cellular component: Golgi membrane. Gene Ontology annotation, biological process: pyrimidine nucleotide-sugar transmembrane transport.